Messenger RNA from Aphis gossypii (cotton aphid), 1773 nucleotides. RefSeq names its product THAP domain-containing protein 1-like. Lineage: Eukaryota; Metazoa; Arthropoda; Insecta; Hemiptera; Aphididae. The coding region runs from base 840 to 1652 and encodes 270 amino acids. The record is from RefSeq and is a predicted model, not a curated record. The transcript is spliced from 6 exons.
AAUGAAAACACGCGAACUUAUGGAACUAUCGGUGACACUGAGUUGAAUGACUUGAAGAAAAUACACGAAACAUAACCGAAUUUAUUUCGACCGCACAUGCACGAUACGAAAUAACGAAGACAUAUUUUUAAACGAAAAACGAGAUAACGGCCGCACGCACGCACCGGACGGUUAUCACACAACAGCAAGCUGCUGUCAACCGCACCGCGGUGUCGCACGAUACGAACCGAUAUCUCAACACGAAAAUGGACGAACGAAAACCCCGCCAAACGAAUAUAAUACAAAUUGCCAUGUUGGCGACAACAAGUUAGUUUAUUUAGUCAUGGGCCAUGGCCUCAUGGGAACUCAUUUUAUAAAAUAUAAACAUAAAAUUUUAUUUACUUUUUUAUAUAUUCUGUGAUAAAUGAUAAUUAAUAUCAUAACAUUCGUAGCAGUUGUAGUUCACCGCACAAUCUAAUAUCGUUGUAGUUGAUAUUCGUAACAAUUGACAUUCGAGAUAGUUGUAUACGUAGUAUUGAUAAUGAAAUAUCGGUGUAGUAUAAUGUCGUUGCAGUAGUAGUACGUAGCAGUGGUGUCAUCUCCAAUAUACUGCCAUGUGUGUCUAUUAUCAAAUACAUAUAAAGCUAGAUAGCGCUGCGUUCUACCUAUUUAUUAUUUUAGACAAAAAUAGUCCAAGUGAUAGCAAAUAAGUAAAUAUUCAAUAAUAUUUAUUAUAUUAUAAUACUAUUACCUAUUAUAAAUUAUAAUAUAUUACCCGUGUCCCGUAAGGCGUACAGUAAAUAAUUAUAAAUAGGUACUUAUUAUACUAUAGACUAUAAUAGUACAUUAUUACUAUUAAAAUGCCGAGCUGCGCUAUUUGUGGUAGAAGCAGAAAUAAAAAAACUAAAGAGGAGCAUAUUACAUUUCACAGGCUUCCUCAAUCUACUAUGGUUCAAGCACAAUGGUUAACAUUUGCCAGGGAAAAUGGAAUCCAUGAGAGCUUAUUGAAGCCUUCUGUUAGUUUAUUUUGUUCAGCCCACUUCACUGCUUCUUGUUUCGAGAGAUAUACUAAUACCACACAUUUAAAAUUGAAUGCUGUUCCAACAAUUAUGAUCAAAAGAGUAAAAUGUGCUAAAAUUCUCUACCCAGAAAUUAAGAUACCUAUUUGCAUCAACGAACCUCUAUGUAUCCAAAGUAGUAGCUCAACACUAACUUGCAGCGAUUUGACAGAUCAUCCUAUUUCUGAAGAAACUACAGGAUCUAGUGAAUGUAGUUCUCCAACAGUUGUUCAAGUUUUUAAAAGAUCUGCCAAACAAAUUACAACAUUUGAAAAGCACAACUCUCCAGAAUCUCUAACCUGUGACUCCACUUUAUUGAAUGCUGUUAUUUCAAAGGAAUCUAGUAAAAUGAUGAUUGAUGAAAUGUGUAAGCCCGUUAUAAAUGACUCACCAAAUCGUCUUAGACUCAAGAGAACUGUAUCAUCGUUGGCAAAUAUUAAUAUAUUGAAGUCAAAAAAGAUUAAACUGCUCAAUCAAAAAGUGAAACGUCAAGGCAAAAAAAUAGCUUCAAUGAAACGAGUGAUCGAGACUUUGAAAAAAAAUAACCUUGUCAAUUAUGACACAAGUGAAUUGUUGUCUUCCAGUUUUGAUUUUGAUCGUCUGGAACGAUCCUAGAUGUCUUGAGGAUAUCAAAUUUGUUUAACAAGAAAUAUUGUUGAUUAUAAGAUCAACAAGCAGACAAAAGUUAAUAGCAUGGAGUAAUAAUAAUCUUGUUAUUACUCUAUGGCUAUUAUUU